Messenger RNA from Fusarium sp. VM40, 1296 nucleotides. NCBI's taxonomy places the organism in Eukaryota, Fungi, Ascomycota, Sordariomycetes, Hypocreales, Nectriaceae. The record is from the annotation of a GenBank genome assembly.
AUGCGUCUCAUCUCUUUUUCUCUUCUGGUCACGGCCUUGGCGGCUUUUGUCAAUGCUGCUAACUUUGCAGACCUGGCGGCUCAGCUCCCCGCCUGCGAUCUGAAAUGUGUCCAACAAGCGAUACCGAAAUCGCCAUGUGCUAUGACAAACACAACAUGUCUCUGCACUGAUCAGACAUUUGCUGGUUUGACACAGGCUUGUGUCCUGGAGAACUGUACUGUCAAAGACUCAUUGACCUUGAUGCGGGUUCAGAACAUCGCCUGUGGUGUUCCUGUCAAGAGUCAGCAGAUGAAAUUUAGGAUCAACUCGAUUGUAGCCUGCAUUCUUGCCGAGAUUGCUGUCAUUCUAAGAAUCUACUCCAAGGUCAAGAUUCUUGGGAAACUAGGCCCAGAUGACUACUUCAUCAUGAUUGCAGCUGUCGCUACAGUUCCUUACAUAUGGCUCGCCUGCAGACUUGCCGAUCUUGGCUUUGGUCUAAACAUCUGGGACAUCCAACCAUUUGAUCGCUUAUACGAACUACUGAAACUCUUCUGGAUUGAUCAGAUCAUGUACAGUGUUCACUUGUACAGCACUAAGAUUUCCAUUCUCUUCUUCCUCCGCAGUAUCUUCACAACUUCGGAGUUCAAAAAGUUGACAUUGAUCAUUGGUGUCUUCGUCGCCCUCUGUGGAGCAGCUACCAUGGUUACCACUGGUCUUCAAUGUUUGCCUUCUUCAUUCAACUGGACCGGCUGGGAUGGUGAACACAAAGGCAAAUGCAAUGACCUCAACUCCCAGACAUACGCCUUUGGUGGAAUCAACAUGGCCUGCGAUAUCGUCAUCCUGAUUCUGCCACUCCCCCAUCUCUGGAAGUUGCAGGUCAAGGGACGUCAGAAGAUUCAGCUGUUUGUCAUGUUCAGCUUGGGUAUAGUUGUGACUGUAUUCAGCAUAAUUCGUCUACCGUUUCUGAUCAGCUUGGGUAAAACAAGCAACCCCACAUGGGAAUACGUUGAGGUGACCAUCUGGUCCAUUUGGGAAACCGAGCUGGGCAUGGUUUGCGCCAGUCUACCGGCCAUCCGCCAUCUCUUCAAGCACAUGUUCCCUAACGCCAUGGCUACCAUUGCGUCCAAAAUGAGUUUCUCCAGUUCAAACAAGGACUCCACUUACGACAAGGGCUCUGGCAGCUGGGGUGGCAGCCGUGGUACACGCUCAAAGCCUGAGAACAAGGCGUACUAUGAGCUUGACGAGCGGAGUCUGAUCGGCAAGGGUACAGAUCCUGCCACCAACGUGAGCACUACACAUGUUCACAACAUGGCAUAA